CUGACCUCAAGCGGAACCAAUCAGAUUCCGGCUGUCAGGAAGAUAACCCGAAAGCUGCGCGAGUCUGAAGUUUACAUGUGUUCACGCAACAUUCAUACAUGAAUACCGAGGUGUCGGUGCUGUACUUUGCCAAAAGUGCCGAAUUAACGGGACUUAAAGCGGAGAUUAUUACCGUUCCUUCAAACAUAUCGUCUGUGCAGCUCUGGCAGGAUCUGGAGAACAGACACCCGAGGCUCUGUGUGCUGCGGGGUCAGGUGGUUCUGGCUGUGCGUCAGGAGUUUGUGUCUCUGUGUGAGCAGCCACUGAGCCUCAGAGACGGAGACGAGUUGGCCAUCAUCCCGCCACUCAGUGGAGGAUAA
Molecule: messenger RNA, 359 nt
Organism: Danio aesculapii
Lineage: Eukaryota; Metazoa; Chordata; Actinopteri; Cypriniformes; Danionidae
Gene: mocs2
Product: molybdopterin synthase sulfur carrier subunit
Exons: 3
Coding region: 99-359 (86 amino acids)
Biological process (GO): Mo-molybdopterin cofactor biosynthetic process
Cellular component (GO): cytosol
Source: RefSeq, a predicted model, not a curated record